AUGCCCAAAGAGGUUGUGUACACUCUAGACGCCGUCCCUCCCCUCAAGACCUUCUCUCAGGCCAUCAUAUCUAAAGGGUUCGUGUACGUCUCAGGCAACAUUGGAUGUACAAAGGAUUUCCAGAUCGUUGAGGGCGGAGUGCAGGGGCAAACAGUUGCUGCCCUUGAAAGUAUUCGCAGCAUUCUCCAUGCUGCAGGAUCUGGACUCCAACACGUUGUGAAAGCGAACGUCUAUCUCACCAAUCUGACGGCGGAUUUUUCUGAAAUGAACAGAGCGUAUAUGGCGUUCUUCGAUGAACAGGCGAUGCCUGCGAGGACUUGCAUCGGUGUAGCUUCCCUUCCGCUGGGCGCAAGCGUCGAGAUCGAGUGUGUAGCAGAACUUCCAGACGCCUGA
Messenger RNA from Suillus fuscotomentosus, 393 nucleotides. Its product is annotated as Endoribonuclease L-PSP. Gene Ontology annotation, cellular component: cytosol; mitochondrion. Lineage: Eukaryota; Fungi; Basidiomycota; Agaricomycetes; Boletales; Suillaceae. The record is from RefSeq and is a predicted model, not a curated record. Gene Ontology annotation, molecular function: deaminase activity. The transcript is spliced from 4 exons. Bases 1 to 393 code for a protein of 130 amino acids.